UGUGGGCGGGGCGUCGAGGCGUAGCAUGACGUUCCGUGAGGCCCCGCCCUCUGCGGAACUGGACAGACAUCCCGUCGCGCCCCGCGCCUUCCCACAGUACUCCGCGAUCGCCGCUAUGGAGGCCGGCAGGACUGCGGUGUUGCGCGUGAAGCGGAAGCGCAACGCGGAGCCCGCCGAGGCGCUCGUGCUGGCCUGUAAACGCCCCCGGAGCAGCGAGGUUGAGUCUGCGGCUCGGGAGACGCCAGAGGGCCAGGAGGCGGCAGCGGAGAGAAAUGUCUUCCAGUUGGUUGCUACCGUGCGAUCCCAGGAGGAGCCAAUCCAGCAGCUUGUGCGGGCUGCCUUGCGCCCGUCCCGGAGCAGUCAGCUGCGUAUCCGCCGCGAUCUUCGUGCCUCGGUGCGCGAGGUCCGUAAAGAGGGCCGCUACAGGGUGGUCUCCAGCCACCGAUCCUCGGGAACCUCUAACAGUUUGGAGCCUCAGUGUGGGUCAGAAGCUGUCGGGGAUGCGGGCUUCCAGUUGUUGGACCUGGUCCACGAGGAGGAAAACCUAGAGGCUGCUGCCACCGACUGCCGCAAAACAUCUGAUCCAGAUGUGAUCCUCUGCAAUUCUGUAGAGUUGAUCCGUGAGAGGCUGACUGUAUCCGAGGAUGGAUCCCAAGUAAACCACCAGGAGGACCCAAAGCACAAUGACGACUAUGUAUAUGACAUUUACUAUAUGGAGAUGGCCCCUCCAGGGUGGAUUGAGAACAUCAUGUCUGUGCAGCCCUACAGCCAGGAAUGGGAGCUGGUAAAUGAUGAUGAGCAGUCAGAAGAUAUUUAUGAAGAUGAAGAUGAUGAAAACAGUGAAAAUAACUGGCGGAAUGAGUACCCGGAUGAAGAAAGCAGUGAUAGAGAUGAAGAUUCCAGAGGCUCUGAUGAAUACAACAGCCUCAGCGAGGAGGAAAGAAGCUGCGGGCGACUGAUGUGGAGCAAAUACCCUUUGGAUGUACAAAAGGAGUUUGACUAUGACAGCCCCCAUGGUCUGGAUUCAGAUUGAUGGCUUGCUGGUAUUUGUGAGAUUCUUCCAUGGGCCUUUAAGGCUCUGACUACAGAGUCAUCAUCUUAGGAUUCCUAACUGAACAUGUGGAAAGAAAAGCCUUUACCCCAGCACAGUGUGGACUUCCUUGUAAGUGAUAAGUGACGCCAAGCACGCUGGGUCAUGUCUGUAAUUCCAGCAUUGGAGAGUUUGGGAGCCAAGAAGAGCACUGAGAAUACAAGGCCAGCCUUUAGACUAAACAGUAAGUUCUAGGCCAGCCUGGGCGUUCUAUUUUUUAAAAAGUGAUCUUACAAUCUGGAAAAUAAAAUGAUGUAAAACCUCCAUCCCUGGUGGUUUUUCUGUCAUUUUACUUAUAUGCUCAGGGCUAAAGAAGCUGGUGGGAGGAGGGAGUGCCUGCUCCCAGUGAAGCCUGUUCCCUUUGAUGGAGAUGAUCUCUGCAAGGACAACAAUGACUCCCCCGCCCUGACCUAUGGGCGGUCAUGUCUUUCCCCCAGCCCCCUUUAGACUCUGAUAAUGGUUAUAAAGACUGCUAUCACCUUUGGCAGUGGUACCAAGGAACAAUAUGUAUGAAUGUGAUGAUCUUUAAUAAAAACUUAACUUUUUACACAGAA
Messenger RNA from Mus caroli (Ryukyu mouse), 1644 nucleotides. It is a transcript of the gene Slc7a6os, whose product is annotated as solute carrier family 7 member 6 opposite strand. The record is from RefSeq and is a predicted model, not a curated record. Gene Ontology annotation, biological process: developmental process. NCBI's taxonomy places the organism in Eukaryota, Metazoa, Chordata, Mammalia, Rodentia, Muridae.